Panthera uncia (snow leopard) is the source of this 1627-nucleotide messenger RNA. It is a transcript of the gene CLXN, whose product is annotated as calaxin. The record is from RefSeq and is a predicted model, not a curated record. Bases 98 to 736 code for a protein of 212 amino acids. The transcript is spliced from 7 exons. Gene Ontology annotation, molecular function: calcium ion binding. Lineage: Eukaryota; Metazoa; Chordata; Mammalia; Carnivora; Felidae.
CGCGCGCCCGGCGGGGGCGAGCCGGCCCAGCUGCCCCGGGGCCCGGGGACCUCGCGCCCCCCGACAGCCGCCGCGGCCCGAUUCCCGAGCUCCCGGCAUGAACCGCAAGAAGCUGCAGAAGCUGACGGACACCUUAACUAAAAAUUGCAAGCACUUUAAUAAAUUUGAAGUGCAAUGUCUUAUAAAUCUUUUUUAUAACCUGGUGGGAGAUGUAACAGAGCGGCAAGGUAUGGUCACUGGACUAGAUCGUAAUGCAUUUCGAAACAUCUUACACAUGACAUUUGGAAUGACAGAUGACAUGAUUAUGGACAGAGUGUUCCGAGGUUUUGAUAAGGACAACGACGGCUGUGUAAACGUAUCAGAGUGGAUUUCUGGAUUAUCGGUAUUUCUUCGAGGAACUCUGGAAGAAAAAAUGAAAUAUUGCUUUGAGGUGUUUGAUUUGAAUGGUGAUGGAUUCAUUUCAAAGGAGGAGAUGUUCCAUAUGUUAAAGAACAGCCUUCUCAAACAGCCGUCUGAAGAAGACCCUGAUGAAGGAAUUAAAGAUUUGGUUGAAAUAACUCUUAAGAAAAUGGACCAUGAUCAUGAUGGGAAGCUGUCUUUCUCAGAUUAUGAGCAGGCUGUGAGGGAAGAGACCCUUCUACUAGAAGCUUUCGGACCAUGUCUACCUGAUCCAAAGAGCGAGAUGGAAUUUGAAGCCCACGUUUUUAAAGAUCCGAAUGAAUUCAAUGAUAUAUAAAUACCUAAAUGUCUGUGUUGUCUCAAGCAUGGAGGGACAUUCCGAGAGCUGAAAGCGGCAUGGGACCUACUUCAGCAUGAUGCCUAUUAUUGUUUGAGGCUUUGCCAGAACAGCCUUGGAGACAGUAAGCAUCUGAAGGCAGGGAUCCCCGCAACCCAUCUUUGUGUCUGGCACAGCGGUGAGGACAGUCGCCUGCAUAGAACGGGUACGCAGUCAACAGCGUGGAGGGAAAAGUGCAAAGUGCUGCAAGAUAAAUCCAGACUCUUGGUGAGCGGAGGAGGAAGAGAGGGCUGUUUCUGUACAUAAUGCGUGAUGCGGCCACAGCUUUCGGUCCAUCUCUGGAGUCACCCCGAGGCUCUUCACCCAUUGUGGCCGGUUGUAAAGUCCCCUCUCUGCCCUGGAUCCCUCUGCCUCUCCGCUUCAGCCCCAUCCCUUGCCCCCCUCGCCCCACCUGGGUGCGCCUCAGUGUCAUGCCUCCACCUUUGGCCUCCCCUCAUGCACCCCUUAACAGGGAGCGCAUCACACCUCCUCCUUCCAGCCGUGAACUCCCGAAGGCAAAGCUGCUUCCUCGGCCUCCUACCGUCCAGCAGGUGCCUGUAGGCCCUGGGCGCAACAUGAGAAAGAUGGGGCCUGCUUAGGUUCCGGUAGCUGCCGUCACCCCUUUCUUACAUGCGUGCAGGCGGCUGAGAGCGUGCAGAUCUGCAGAUAUCCCCUCUGUCCACAUAUAAACACUCAGAGGCUCCUUGACACACUAAAUCCCUUUCGUUAACAUCCGUAUUAAGUUUAAGCAAAAGAGUACCUUGUGUUAAAAAAAAAAAAGGACUGAUACAAAUAAAUGGAAUAAGUGAUUCCAUGAAAUAAAAGGUAUUUUACCGCCUAUGUAUUUUCUUA